This is a messenger RNA of Dicentrarchus labrax (European seabass), 5054 nucleotides long. RefSeq names its product adrenoceptor alpha 2C (gene adra2c). Gene Ontology annotation, cellular component: membrane. Bases 375 to 1727 code for a protein of 450 amino acids. Gene Ontology annotation, molecular function: alpha2-adrenergic receptor activity. Lineage: Eukaryota; Metazoa; Chordata; Actinopteri; Moronidae. The transcript has a single exon. Gene Ontology annotation, biological process: regulation of smooth muscle contraction; regulation of vasoconstriction; adenylate cyclase-activating adrenergic receptor signaling pathway. The record is from RefSeq and is a predicted model, not a curated record.
CAGGACACAGCGGGGAGGCGGAGGUGGAGAGAUACGGGCGCAGUCGGGAUGGGAGAGGACGCGUUGAGGAGGGAGCCCGCUCUCUAACCAUGGACAUUCUGCUGCUGAGCAGCCUGCACGUUUUUGGAAUAAGGACUUAAAACACUUUGCAUAUUGCGUUCUCUUUCUUUUUUCCUUUUUUUCCCUUUACCACAGAAGAGACUUAUAUGCAGGAUGUGGCAGAUCGCAGGUGAGGAGAGAAGAAAAUUGCCAUUUGCUGUAGAUUUAUGUAGUAAAAUACCCAAGUCCUAAUGGGAUAUCUCUACACAUUAUUUCCGUGAAUUUUCAUUUUUUAAAAGUCAUAUCUUGACUAUAAAAGAAAGACUCCAAGAAGAAUGGAUUUCUUUAAUAGCUCCAGUCUAGAGGUCGGCAUAGAGGCAGAUAAUAUCUCCUCUAAUUCCACCUCUCAGAGCCAGUACACGCAGCUCGCUAUCUGGGGUCUGGCCGGACUUGUCAGCUUUCUGAUUUUGUUUACAAUAGUCGGGAACGUCUUGGUUGUUAUCGCUGUUUUAACGAGCAGAGCUCUGAAACCACCCCAGAACCUUUUUCUCGUCUCCCUAGCCAGUGCGGACGUACUGGUGGCCACGCUUGUCAUGCCCUUUUCUCUGGCAAAUGAACUCAUGGGCUACUGGUUUUUUGGCAAAAUAUGGUGUGACAUCUACCUGGCCCUGGACGUUUUAUUCUGCACCUCUUCUAUUGUUCACCUGUGCGCUAUCAGUUUGGACAGGUACUGGUCAGUGACACAGGCGGUAGAGUAUAACUUAAAGAGAACACCUAAAAGAGUUAAAGGGAUGAUUGUGGUGGUAUGGUUGAUCUCAGCGGUUAUCUCCUUCCCCCCGCUGAUUUCAAUGGACAGGAGCAGCAAUGAGGCCAGUCCCCAGUGUAUCCUGAAUGAUGAGACCUGGUAUAUCCUCUACUCCAGUAUUGGCUCAUUCUUUGCCCCCUGUGUCAUCAUGAUCCUGGUCUAUAUUCGGAUCUACCAAGUGGCAAAGACGAGGACCAGAACAAUGUCAGAGAAGAAGAGGGACGUGGACUCGCCACUGGAGAAUGGGAUGGACCAAGCCGAACCAGGCAAAGGCGGGUCAUUAAAGUCCAACAGGGGCGGGAGCAUGAAAGACCAGGAACGUGAGAAUGGGCACUGCCAAGAGCAGGUGGUUCGAUCCCCUCUACCAAACGAGCCGAAACAUCCACCGACAGAUCACGACGACGAUUUCGAUGACAGCAGCUCGUCAGACGAGAAACCUAAAAAAAGUUCCAGUUCCUCCAAACAUCAUCAUGACAACAGAAAAGAUAGGAAGUCCAGUCGGAAAAGUAGCUCCGCCUCUAAAUACUCCAGCAGGAAGUCGCGCACCAGCUCCAAGUCUAUGGAGCUGUUCUCAUCUCGACGCAAACGCAGGAGCACCGUCAAUCGGAAGAAAGUCUCUGCUGCUCGGGAGAAGCGUUUCACCUUCGUCCUCGCCGUUGUCAUGGGCGUUUUCGUCGUCUGCUGGUUCCCGUUCUUCUUUUCCUACAGCCUGUACGGAAUCUGCCGGGAGCCGUGCCAGAUCCCUGAGACGCUUUUCAAGUUCUUUUUCUGGAUUGGCUACUGUAACAGCUCUCUAAACCCAGUCAUCUACACCAUCUUCAAUCAGGACUUCCGCAGAGCCUUCCAGAAGAUCCUCUGUAAGUCAUGGAAACGUUCUUUCUGAAUGCUCCCUGCAUGGAUGGGCUGUAAUAGACAUUUUACCUUGCAGACACAAAUUUGAAGUGUUCUGAGCUGUAGGUUAAAGUGCUGGCCUGGGGGGCUGUCACAAAUUUACUUUCAGGGAUUGGACUAGAAAUGAAAGGAUGCUGAAGGGAUCAAAGGAUUGAACUAAGGUGUAGAAAGGGGGUUUAAGAUACAAGAGUAAGCUGAUUGAGGAGGCUUUCAUUCAGCUCCAUCCAGGCUGCUUUUGGACUCUGAUGUGGGCUUUGGCUCAUUCCCCCUCCUCACUUGACUUCUUCUCCCUUCAUUUAAAUACAAUAAACUGACUCAUAACAGUUACUGUGAUGCAUGCACGCCACAGUGGCUAAACUUGCAUGAACUGCACAGGAGGCGAAGGGUUUUCAGAGACACUUUAUUUACAAUGUGACCUCAUUCACUGAAUAUAAUGCGAAGGCCUCGACAAUCUCCACACAAGCGUUGUUUGUGACGUUAGACAGUGUUACCUAUCUUCUCUCUCUGUCUCUUGCUAUGUUUCUUUCUCUACCUUCCUAUUACGUAACACUCUCAACAUGAGGACCAAUGGGACGAAGGGGCUCCUUGCUUACUGUUUCAGAAGCAAAACCGUUUCACUAAAAACAAAACAACAAAAAAAAGACUCAUCCAUAAAAACUAAAGUCCCACUUCUGCUUCAGUGUUCUGUGUGUGUCCAAACUGGGAACUGCAGUGGAAACUUUCUAUCAGGACGUGUGUUUUUUUGUGUGAUCUUGUACAUGUGGCUUGGACACUGUCUGGGUAUGGUGCGUCUCUCCCAGGCAAGUGUUUGUACCCUCUGAGAAAUAUAUGGAAUACAUCAGUACUGUUGGGGCAGAUAGGCGCCCAAUGAGGCUGUCACUGUGUGUGUGUGUGUGUGUGUGUGUGUGUGUGUGUGUGUGUGGAGAGAGUGUGUGUGUGUGAGAGAGAGAGAACAAGAAAGAGGACUAUAUAACAUGUGGAAUUUUGUUGUGAUAAGGUGAGCCACAGAGUUUACAGCAUCUUAACCCAACUGCCAGUUAGUGAUUGUCUGUGUCUGUGUGUGUGUGUGUGUGUGUGUGUGUGUGUGUGUGUGUGUGUGUGUGUGUGUGUGUGUGUGUGUGUGUGUGUGUGUGUGUGUGUGUGUGUGUGUGUGGUCAAAAUCAAAAAAGUGUCUUUCUAUCCUUGUCCAUCCUAUUUUCUGUCAAAUGUGUUUUCUCUGCCUUGCAGCCACAAAAGCACUAACCCACAGUAAAAAACAAACACCGUAUCACUCUGCUGUCAUGUCUGCUGCUUACACUGACAUAUGAAUGCACACACACACGCGCACACACACACACACAAAUUAUUAUUAUAUACACAAAGAUAUUUUCAUCAUCUUUACAUUUCAAGCAUUUAUAGCCAGAAGGACUAAGGUUUUUUUCCCCCUCAUGUAAAUAAUUGAAGACAGUACAGUACUUUGGUGUGGUGCCUCAUAAUCACACAUGUAUCUAUAUUAUAAAAAUGUAUUGUUUUUUCGCUCUAAAAGGUUUUAAUGUCACACCGACCUCUGUCCUUUUCUAAAAGAACAAGUGUUUACUUAUCUGCUUUGAGCACAUUGAAAAAGAUCAAAUAAAGAGAUUACUUCGACUGUCUUUUGAAAACUAAAAGAGUGCAGGACGGCAUUCUUCAUCACUGUUAUUUAUAGAUUUUUUUUACCGUUGUGAAACUGUUUAUUUAUUAUUUACAUUGACGCUGUCAGUGGUGUGACUCAGAACAUAUGCGGAAUGAUUUGUUUUUAAGUGCAAUCAUUUUCAGGUAGCCUCUGUGGUAAGCUGCUAUUAUUCAGACUUGAGAGCAUCAGUGAGAUUAAAAAUGGAAAUUAACAUCAUUGACAUUCAUCAUCAAAAUUCUACGUUAUGUUUGUGAUCUGUAAUAAAUCAGACUUGAAAUGUUUCAGAGUACACAGCUCAUAGAAAGUUGAGAGGGAAACUGAAAUGAUGCUCUGAAUUCACAAACAAUGUCAAUGCUAUGUUUAUCAAAACUGCAACAUUUUGUUCCUCUAUGAAACAACAACUCCUCUGUAUUGGUGUCAAAACUGCAACAACCAAUCAAAACAGUAGUCAAAUCUAGCUUGUGGAGUAGAUCAUUGAAUAAAAUUAUGAUUUAGUAGCAAUCUUCAGUGUAUUUGUCACAAAAACCAGUGAGCCUCGAGUGAUGAUAAGCUGACUGACCUGAGUCAGUUAGACCAAGCCAAAACAUCAACAUAUAAAAAAUAUUUUGUAUGACAGAAUAAUCAACAAUAUCCACUUUUACCUGAUCAUUAGUGUUUAAUAAGAUGCUGUUUAAAGUCUGUUUAAAUUAACACAUUUGGUAAAUGUCACGUGGUGGAAGAAGGGGUAGUUAAGCUAUUAUUGGGCUAGAACUGGGAAUUACAGCAUACAAUUAAUAAAAACAUCUCCAGAAUGAGACAAUUAAUUUUACUUUAACAUCAGAGAACACAAUAGACAAAGUGAACUGGUUGUUGUCUUCCUACUUUCUGUCUCUCUCCACUAUGUGAAUGUUUCAUCUUGAUCCCAUCAAGUAUUUGCUUUUUGAUUUGUUGUUGCAGCCAGUGGUUCUAUAGUAUAGUAUAGUAUAAUAUAGUAAGGUCUAUGACCAAUAACAUUGCAGUCUUAACUGACUCCAUGCUGAUGAUGGGCAGGACAUCAACACAAGAGCUUGGGUUUGACUGUACAUGCAAAGUUUUGAACUUGUGAGAAUCUUUUGUAAAUGAGGCUCACAAGAAAAACUACCCGGAUUAACAUUGCUAAGCUGCUUCCUCCAAACACUGAACAGACAAAAUGAGACAUCACAGAUUACACACUAAUGUCAUCAAAGUCAGAAUCAUAACAAAGGCUUCUGUAGGAUUUUUGCUCUCCCUCCUUCACUUCUUAUACGUCACACAAAAAUGGUUCUGAAAACUUUGAUUUGGUUUACCAAAGAUGUAAGCUGUUAUUUGAAUGAUAUGGUAGGAACAGUUUGUGUCUGUUCGCAGACAGUUCUGGCUCACCCACUGUGUCUGAGACCCUGUAGCCGUAGGUGUAAACAAUAUUCGCCUUUUCCACUAGAGCAUUAUUUAGUAUAUCCUCCAGAGAUGUAACUGUUAACUGUAUAUUAACCACACUACAUUUGUACACUGUGUAGUACCCAGGAGUGCUUUCACAAAGCCUGAUGGGUGGUUAAGACCAGACUGUGUGGUAGCAUCAAAUUAAGUCAAUGCCGCUGUUUCAUUUUUCUUUAUCGUGCAACUUCUACACCUGUGUCCUUCUACAAGCAUCAAUAAAAGUUACUGGAGAAGUAA